Molecule: messenger RNA, 2234 nt
Organism: Porites lobata
Lineage: Eukaryota; Metazoa; Cnidaria; Anthozoa; Scleractinia; Poritidae
Source: the annotation of a GenBank genome assembly
AUGCGUUUUUCUGCAGGUCUGAUAACAGAUAUUCUUAUCUCUCUGGACGACAAAUAUUUGUAUUUCGGUAACUGGCUUCAUGGAGACCUCAGACAGUAUGACAUAACAGAUACCAAGAAUCCCAAACUGGUUGGCCAGGUAGGUCGGUCACUCUUUAAACUGCUUUCAUAAAGGCUCGAGACUAUAUUCAAGUAGACAAACACGGGAAAGACACAUUAUAGCUACCGGUACAUAUUAAUUACGAAAGGGCUAGACAUGUAUAUUCUACAAAUGAUGAAAUAUUUAAGCAAUAGAUCACAGUUUCUAUGGGUUUACCGGCGUGAUAACCCACGCGGGGUGUUGGGAGAACACUCGAAAAGCUUAAAGUUUCCUAUGAGUUUACCGGCACAAUAAACCAUACGCCUUUUAACCAAUCAGAACGCACGUACUAUCUAGAUUAUUUUAUAAUAUUUAAUAUAUAUUACAGUAAAAAAACAUUUGCGUUGUAUACUUGAAUUUCUCGUUGAACACUGAAUUUCUUGACCAUAGCUUUUUGCUUUUUGUUCGGGGGGAAACUAUCAGAACUAUUUGUCCAUCUUUUAACUCUGGUUAAAUUACCUCUGCUUACGCAGCUACAUCUUAGUCACUUUUGAGCAAAUGUAAUUUCGCACUGGCACAACUUAGUAAAUCAAGAACGGAAUGUUUUGCCAGCCGAUUGUCAAAUAUCAAACCAAAAGCUCUGAAAUAAGGUAACAACUUUUUAACCGUGAGUCUGCCUAGUAUUAAAUCCCUACGUACACACUAACCGAAAUUUUCUUCCCCGAAUGAUCCCGAAAAUUAAAGAACCCGUUCUCGUAGUAACUGAGACUUGCCUACAAGUUGAGCUCAAAUUUUUUCACGAGCGCUAAGCGCGAGUGGCAGUUUUUUAAUGUUACCGGAACCGGAAAUGAGAAGCGAAGAACUUUUGAGGAAGUCUAGUAGUAACUCUGUUGAAAACGCAACCUUGCUAUAGGUCGUUAUAGUCAACCCAGUCGUGAAAAUGGAACCCCAUCCACCUGCUCAUCCCCAUUAGGCCAUUACUAGGACCCCCCCUUCCUCCGGCGUUUUUUUGUUUAACACCUGUUAGGUUAUUCCUUUCCUACAAUCAAACGCUUUUUUCUGAAACUACGUAAAACCAGCUGAUCGCGCGCGUAAUUUUUGUGAAACAAAGGAGACAAAUCAAAUUCGUUUAUGAUCAUUAUAAUCAUUAACAUGUGAUCUUUUUCUGUCUUAGGUCUUCGUUGGUGGUAGUAUAACCAAAGAUGGCUCAGUGAAAGUGAUAGAGGAUAGUGAAUUAAGUGAACAGCCUGACCCGUGCUAUGUGAAGGGAACGAGAGUCGAGGGUGGGCCACAGAUGUUGCAGCUCAGUCUGGACGGAAAGCGAUUAUACUUUACAACAUCGCUGUACAGUGUAUGGGACAACCAGUUUUAUCCCAGCCUCUCCAAGUAAGGCAGUCAGCAUUUUCAUUGAUAAGAAAAGAUAAAAAAAUUACUGAAUUAUUUACUUACUCGGAAGUCUGGUUUUAUGCACUGCGGAUCUAAUCACAUGACAACGACUUAGAAGGAUGGGAAAACGCGGCGUUCGUUAAUUUCAAAAUACAUCGCGAUUUUUCCAACUUGCUUACCUUGUCAAAUGUAGUUGAACUCUCUUGGAGCUGAAUUCCUGACUAUUCAAGUUCAGAAAGAGAGAGAAAAAUUCGUUGUCGUUUACUCACGUCCUCCAUAAAUUAUAAAAGGCGAUCUAUGUCGAAGUCGUGCAGUAAUGGCAAAGAAAUGCACUAAAAAGUUUAACUGAAAGUCGUGUGGGGAGUCUAUGUGCUAACUUAUUAACCCUAUGGUGACUUUCCUAUUGUCAACGCCUUGAGUAUUUCGUAUUUUCUUAAAAAUACCCUGCCAUUCUAGAAUUGUUGUCAGAUUAAGCUUCUACUUCCUCAUAAACCAGUCAUUCGACGGCCAUCAGUCCAGAACGGCCUCUUACUUCUCUCUCCAAGUUGACAGAUGUGGAGAUGAUUGACUGUAGCUAGCAUGUUUUUCUCGUACGCUUUCUUCGCAGGAAAGGUAGCGUGUUGCUUCAAGUGGACGUUGAUACAGUGAAUGGUGGUCUCAGGUUGAAUCCUGAUUUCUGCGUUGAUUUUGGAGAGGAACCCGAUGGACCCGCCCUUGCACAUGAAGUGCGAUAUCCGGGAGGAGACUGUUCCUCUGACAUAUGGCUGUAA